Messenger RNA from Orbicella faveolata, 1920 nucleotides. RefSeq lists its product as uncharacterized. The record is from RefSeq and is a predicted model, not a curated record. Lineage: Eukaryota; Metazoa; Cnidaria; Anthozoa; Scleractinia; Merulinidae.
ACGGUUCUGAAAGUGCAAGCUUUAUAAAGGUAUGAUUUGUUUUUUAUUGAUGUCUUAUUUAAUUGUUCGUCUACUCGAGAGUAUAAAAACCAUUAUCAGACGAAUUUUUGUAAACAGUAAACAUUUCACUCUCUUGAGACCUAUAACCCAUGAAGCCUGAACGUGUUCACCCUGUAAAGUCAUUUUGUUCAUUGAUUUCUUCUUUCAUUGUUUGUUUUUCUUUGUAAACAGAGAACAUAUUUUGUAAACAGAUUUUAUUUGUACGUAUCCCUUAUUUAUGCACUUCACGAGUUUUGCCUGACUCGUUGAUUUGCAACCUUCCCUAUCGCUAUGAAUUAACAAUCAGAAGUAGCACCCCUGGGGCUGGCAUUUCACAUCACCCUCCCGGCCACGCAAAUUCGAUCCCAGUGUCUUUUACACAUUCAUGUCCGCCAUCUUGGAUCUGAACGCGCCUGCAAGGCCCUGGUGACAAAGGUUACCACCCGCGCGCAAUUAUGUUCGUUGAACAGGUGACCGUUCCCAUAAAUCCUCCCUUAGGACAGGUACUUCCGGCAGUGCAAACCACGAGCCGUCAACAAGUCUAUUUUUAUCGCUCUUUGUUCACAUCAAAGCACAUCAGCCACUGUUUCGCCACGUGAUACGGUUAACCAAAUUACCAUUACUCUUCAGAGAAACUUUUUUCAUGUCUUCGAUGGAGAAUUCUCCCAUUAAAAAGGACGAGAAGACGGCUAAAAAUAUCACCCAUAAUUUGGACGACUUCGAGAUUGACUUCUUUGAAGACGACUCCGAUGAAGAAGAAGAAGAUAAUGUUGAUACACGGCAAGAUAAAAAAGAGUUUCUCCCUGAUACAGUUUCUGUAACAUCGAAUUCUUUAUUGAGGGCAACGAUUUGUGAGCUUGAGCGAGCGCUGAAAGACACGAGAAGGCUGUUAUUUGAGAGAGACAAAGAGAGCAGCGCCUUACGUCAAGAAGUUGAAAAAACACGCAAGGAUCUUUACAGGGAGCAGCAAGCAAGGAAAAAACUCGAGCUAGAAAAUGAAUCCAACGCCGAGAAAUCUCGUAAGGAAGAAACCGAGAAAUCCAAACUACGCGAGGAGAUCAACGAAUUGAGAGAAAAACUGCGGGAAUUUGAAAAUCCGCACCAAGGCGUUGACCCGGAAGAAAUAGUUCCUUGUUGUUCCUCUAUGCAUGAAUUGGUCGAGUUACAGCGUAAAUUGAAAGAAACUGAAAAACAAUUAGAAGAUUUUAAAGUAAACAACCAGGCUGGAAGCGAGCAGAAAGUUAUAGCCACUAGGCACCAGCCCACUGGGAGUACUGGUGCGACCGCAAAGACUCAUCAUAAACAGACACAACGAGAAAUUCAAACUCAAUUGAAAAUGAAAUUUCUGCGAGAUGCGUUUUUUUACUACAUGAUAGAUUUUCACGCUGACGAGCAGAUAAAAGCGAUUUUAGCAAUUCUGGAUUACGAGGACAGACGAGAGGAUAUUGUCAUAGAAUCACAUAAAAUGCGCAGGCAGGGAAAGAAAUUUACAGUGACAGAAGUUUCCAGUAGGUCAUUGACGUUUGUUCAGGAAGAAAAACUUUAAAUAUGCCAUCUCAUUUUGUUAAAGAUAUUUCCUCUUGGUAUGCGGUUAUACAUAUUAUCCCGCAAUAAAUUAAAGUAGCGUUUUAAGUGCCAGCGAUUUCUGUAUCAGAACAAAUGGUUGUUUUGAUGGAAUGAUGUUUGCAGGACCGUCUUGCCUCUCCCUAAAUAAACCGUUUUAAGUGAUAGCUAUAUGUGUUUCAGUAACAGCGCGCCGCGGAGCAGGGAUGGCGCAGUGGUGAGAGCGAUCAGCUCUGACUAAUGUGGCCCGGGGUCGAUCCCGGCCCGGUGCCAUAUGUGGGUCGGUGUUUGUUGUUGGUUCUGGCCUUGCUCCGAGGA